Molecule: messenger RNA, 1679 nt
Organism: Stegostoma tigrinum
Lineage: Eukaryota; Metazoa; Chordata; Chondrichthyes; Orectolobiformes; Stegostomatidae
Product: protein FAM118A-like
Exons: 10
Coding region: 416-1504 (362 amino acids)
Source: RefSeq, a predicted model, not a curated record
CAUGUGGUGAUUCAACAGAAAGGAAUCGGGAAUUAUUUGAAAAGAGCUCCGCGUGACAAGUGACGCGCGUUUGCUUGUGUCCGCGAGCCUGCUCUUGGAAGUCGGAGGGAAUACAACCGCUAGCGCUCGAGCGGGCCAGCGGCAUCAACAGCCGGCCUUGGACAUUUAUGUCGGAUUAAGAGCAACGAAAAGAGCACGCAUUUAAGUUGCUCUAUCACCUUUGUUUAAGGUGGUAAUGCAGUUUGUAUUUCUCUUGUGAAGAAAUAAGGGAAGGCUAGCAGAAAGCUUUGCAACACCUUUGUUCGUUCUUUCGAGCUGCCGCCCUGUGCCUCCAUCCUAGUUGACGCUACUCGUUCCGAGGAAGGCAACAAAUGCAGGGACAGAAAAGGGAAUAGGGAUAAACCGACACACGUAUAUGGAUAAAGUGCACAUGGAUUUAGUUCAUCCUUCUCAAAACCUUGAGCAGAAGUCCAGGAAGUUCCUGAAAAGUCUGACCCGUAAAGAACCGUGUGAAUUGCUUUUGGUGAUUGGAACUGGAGUGAGUGCUGCUGUUGCACCACAUAUACCUGCAUUGUGCUCAUGGCGAAGUUGUAUCGAAGCGGUAAUCAAUGCAGCAGAAGAUCUGGAGGUGCUUCAUCCUUCUGAUAUUACAGAGUUCCGUCAUAAACUAACAGAAGACCGUGACCUCCUUGUGCUCGCCCAUGAUCUGAUCCGGAAAAUGUCACCACGCACUGGAGAUACAAAGCCAAAUUUUUUCCAGGAUUGUCUAAUGGAAGUGUUUGAUAAUCUUAACUGUCACAUUCGGAAUCCCAUGCUCUUGGAUGCUAUUCUCCAAUUAAUGGAUAGGGGAACAAUGGUUCUCACCACAAAUUAUGAUAACCUGCUUGAAAUUUUUGGUCAACAGCAAGGCAAGCCAAUGGAAUCCGUAGACUUGAAGUGCAAGGACAAGGUGGUUCAGUGGGCCAGAGGACUACAGAAAUACAGUGUCCUUCAUAUACAUGGACUAUUCACAGAUCCUUGUGGUCUGGUGUUGGAUCCAUCAGGAUACAAGGAUGUAAUGCAUGAUCAAGAUUUGAUGGAAGAAUUUCAGGACCUGUACCGUACCAAGUCAUUUGUAUUUUUGGGCUGUGGAGAAACUCUGCGUGAUCAGAUCUUUCAAGCACUAUUUUUGUAUUCUGUUCAAGACAAAAUGGACCUGGAGCACUUCAUGCUCGUGCGAAAGGAUAGCCAUGAUCAUUUCUUUAAGUUGCAGGCAGAGAUGCUGCUGCACGGGAUUAAAAUAGUAUCCUACGGUGACCAAUUUGAAUGUAUGCCUCAGUAUUUCCAUGACUUGGUGGCACAGAUUUGCAGGAGGAAGAGCCCAGAUGGUUCUUCUGCAGAUAGUACAAGUCCAAUAUUAGGAGCAUCUUGUUCGGAUUGUGUAAAGCGGAAAAAAGAAGAAAAUGGUGAUGUAACUCAAAAAAGGAUCCGAAAAGCAAAUGAUACAGAUUUUGGAGGAUCAUAAAUUGUCCCAAUAAAGCACCUUCACCAAAGUGCCAUAUCCCAAUCCAUGAUGUCGCAUCAAAAUGGGACUGAAAACUUUAUUCGCAUCAGCACAAGUUGAUGGGUACCGCCGUAGAAUAAGAACAGUACUUUGUAACUGUUGAGCAGUUGUUACAACCAUUAAAUGCAAAUCAGUG